CGCUCCAUCCCAUCCCGCCAGCAUCCAUCCACGCCAAGACCCGCUCACUCAUUCAACACAUGUCCUUGGUGCUUCCACGGGAUUUUAUUACAUAAUUGGCUUUAUAUCACGCCGUAUACCCGUGCGUCCUGCGAGUGACUGGCAGCCGCUCGGCGCUUUCGUGAUUUUUUCCCAGCCUUUUGGACUCAUCGUUCACUAUCAAACUGCCCAUCGGACGGUAACCAUGGCGGAGGUGUAACCCUGCGUUUACAUUCAUCCAGAAGACUGUGCCCUCUGCCUUCCGUCUGCCUGUACCAGAGAAGAUGUCAGAGCCAGACGCUUCCCAAGCAGAGCCCCUGUCCUCCCCCCUGUCCUCCCCACGCACCCGCCUGCCCCUGUCCUUCCCCUUCCUGAGAGAGGGCAGCCGAGUGUGGGAGAGAGAGAGGAAACCACCGCAGCCUGGAGAACUGCCCAGCCCCCUGCCCACCAAACGCACCCGCACCUACUCCGCGACGGUACGAGCCAGAUCAGGUCCUGUCUACAAAGGCAUGUGUAAAAACUUCUCCAGGUCUCAGGGUCACGGGUUCAUUCGGCCGUCUCAUGGUGGAGAGGACAUUUUUGUCCACAUCUCAGACAUUGAGGGAGAGUAUGUGCCUAUGGAAGGAGACGAGGUCACAUACAAAGUGUGCCCCAUCCCUCCCAAGAACCAGAAGAUCCAGGCUGUAGAGGUGGUGAUCACACACCUGAACCCAGGCACCAAGCACGAGACCUGGUCGGGUCAGAUCAUCAGCUCCUAGAGCGGAUUUACUUUAGGCUUUUCUCUUUUACAGAAUCGGAAACAGGGACCAGACUGGAGUUGUGAUGGGCUGUAGAUGGCUUAGGGGAGUAAGGGGUGGGAGGAAGUCUUUGAAUGUAUUUGCAAAUGUGUUUCUGGAAAGGACAUUUCAUAGUAUUUAUUUUUUAAGUUUAACACUUUUGAACAGCUGUAAGAGCAGAGCUUGGUGCUAGCAUUUUCAUUUGAAAUGCAGAAAUGCAUUUGGAGCUGAUUUUGUUUUGCUGUGAGGGCAAUGAAGACAUCAUGGCUUCAUUUGUUAAAACUCUCUUAUGUCUUUUCACUGCCACUUCAUGUGACAAAACACAGUGGUAGCCAUAUAACAUCAUAAAUGAAUGCUUCUCUGUUGGUAGUCUUGCAAUUGUCAAUGUAAAUAAUGUCAUUUGAUAACAAUGAUGUCAGAAACCACUAGCCAUAACAUGUUUACAAUGACAAAAUGAGGUACUAAAUUUGAGUAUAUUUGAGGACAAGACUGUGUAAAUUUGUGCCACGGAAAUGGACUACCGCACAACUGCACUAAUUCUGGCUCUUAAAGCUUCUCUGCUCCUUCACAUCUUAUUUUUGUUGUAGCCUUCACGUGGUUUGUCUUGUAGGUGAGUAUAUGAAAUCCAGUGUUACUGUAGCCAGCACUUCUGAACGUCCUAGAUUCAAUGGUACAGAUCGUUAGUAGCUGAUAGAUUUGGACAAAGGGGCAAAAAAGGAGGGUCAGUAAUGAACUGAAACAACCUGCUUCUAAUGUUUAAAAUAUGGAAAAGGGAGAAGGGAAAUUUAUUUGAUUUUUACUUGUUGGAAAAUGGUUAAAAAAUGUACACUGGAAGAUUGAGGAAAAUGUGCACAGCAUCUUGUGGAAAACUAUUUAUUUAUUGAGCUGUUUAUGUUUCAUUUGUAACUAUGGGAACAUAAGGUGUUCUAUCAGCAAUUCUAAUUCAAGGGUAAUUUUGUGCCAUGGAUAAGUUAAAGAUGCACUAUGUAAAUGGCAUGCACCUAACAGUCUCUAUGGAAAUUGCCUAGAAAUUGUCUUGAAUGUCCCACAGUAUUGCAUUUAUAUCCAUCUUGAUAUUCUUGCAUUCAAGUGUUUUUACACUUAAAAAUACCUUGAAAACUAUGCAUUCUUCCUGUAAUCACUGAGCAGACUUGACUCUCUACUGUUCUGAUCUGUGAUUUGGCUUGUCUCCAUGGAGACACAUUUAGUGCCAUACUGUGGAACACUCAAGGGAUGUACCUGAAAGUUUACAAAGUGCACCUUUAAAAAAGAAAUAGUGAAUUUCAUGAAUCGUAAUGGAUACAUUUGUGUAUAACAUUCCUUGCCUGGGAUCCAGAACACACUUCUUUAAUAUCUGAUGAAGAUGUGAGUCUGGUCACCAGUGAAUCUCCCUGAGUUCAGAUGGGUGUGAUUGACAGGUGGAUUAGCCAAUCAAAUCAAAUAUGGCUGCUUAGGGGGAAAAAAAGGAAAAAUGGAUCACAAAUAAUGACAAGGAGCUGAAAAACAUCACAGAUUUUCAGUGAGUGAAACAUUAAACUCAUUUAAUGAGUGAGAUAAAUGUUUCAGUUUAUGACAGAGUUUAUGACCAAUGAGCUCCUUUGUUUCACAUGCGUUACUGAAAAAAAAAAAAAAAUCUAGUUGCACGAUCAUGUUUGCUUCUGGCUUGAGGCGUGCUGGAGGGACUAAUCCUUGUUCAAAAUUUGCAUAAUAUUUUUAUAAUGUCUUAAAAUUGUUAUAAUGUCUUAUGAAACUGGUCAGUUUAAUGUUUUUCAGUCAAAUCUGAGACGUAAACGUUAGUGUGGUUUGUAUGUGAUAUCUUAAUCACAGGCAAAAUGAAAAGACAUAAUUAGCUUUAUAUCCAACAUUUGCUAAUCUAAAAAUAAUCUAAAAAUAAUCUAAAGAUGAUCUAAAGAUAAUCUAAAAAUAAUAUAAAACUGACCUAAAGCUGAUCUAAAGCUGAUCUAAGGCUGAUCUAAAGCUGAUCUAAAGCUGAUCUAAAGAUGAUCUAAAGAUGAUCUAAAGAUGAUCUAAAGUUGAUCUAAAGCUGAUCUAAAGUUGAUCUAAAGCUGAUCUAAAGCUGAUCUAAAGCUGAUCUAAAGCUGAUCUAAAGUUGAUCUAAAGCUGAUCUAAAGCUGAUCUAAAGCUGAUCUAAAUCUAACUGCACUGCACAUUCUACUCACCCUCAUGAUACUCAUUCCUUUACAACUCGUAAAUUUACAAUGACAAGCACUAUUUACUGUUUUCCUUCAUAAUCUUAAAAAUCAUGUUCACUUGUGUGUAUGAUUUGUCUUUAAGCGCAGAACCAUCUCUAUGCAUUAUUUUUUAUUUAAAUCCACAAGUUUAAUGUAGCACACUGUCACUGAAACUAUGUCUUAUCUGAAAGUGUCUGCGAGUACCUUUAUUUUUAUCAGAUG
Messenger RNA from Periophthalmus magnuspinnatus, 3208 nucleotides. RefSeq names its product cold shock domain containing C2, RNA binding a (gene csdc2a). The transcript has 4 exons. Gene Ontology annotation, biological process: regulation of mRNA stability. Gene Ontology annotation, cellular component: cytoplasm. Gene Ontology annotation, molecular function: mRNA 3'-UTR binding. NCBI's taxonomy places the organism in Eukaryota, Metazoa, Chordata, Actinopteri, Gobiiformes, Gobiidae. The record is from RefSeq and is a predicted model, not a curated record. Bases 303 to 776 code for a protein of 157 amino acids.